AUGCUGAGAAGCAAGUUGCUUCGCCCCUCCUCCAACAGCUCCAUACGAGCCUUCACUUCUUCUACAAUAUGUAGAGAAGGUCCCCAUCGGUCGCCAGGCUUAGGUGACAUCACUCCAGAUGGCACCGCAGCCUUCGAGGCGAAGCAAAAACAAUUCAGAGAAGAUAUGGCUGCUGCAAAGCGAAAGAAAGAACAAGCUGAAAGUCAGUUGCGCGAGAGCUUUCAUUCUGACUCUGAUGCUACCCCUUCUUCAUACAAUGCCCAACAUAUGUCUAGCGAAACGGUUUUAGAUAGUCCGCAUGGCUCACCUGCAGCUGCCAAUCCCUUGGGACUAGGAUCACUAAGAAUUCAUGCAACAGGAGAUCAACGUCAAGCCGAACAAGACACUACCACCAAGCGAGGUGGGAAGUUAUCGAGCCUAAUCUACGGUACCCCCGAAGGACAGCAGCUGGACCAAGAUAUGGAGCGAUCUUUCUCGCAAUUGCUCGCACGAGGCAAAUACGUACAUUCGAUCGUCUCUCACGACGUCAAGCCGGAUAAAGUGGAUGAGUACGUAAAGACAGUAGGAGACUGGUAUCCGAAGGUAGCAGCCAAUCCAGAGAACAAGGUUCACUUGGUUGGAAGUUGGAGGACUGAGAUUGGUGAUUGCGAUACAUUUGUACAUAUAUGGGAGUAUCAGCGAUAUACCGGCUACCAUCAAUCAUUACACACUAUACAACAUCACCCCGAAUUUGCAGAGUUUGACCGCAAACUAAAAACAUUGAUCAACUCCAAGAAGUCGUCGUUGAUGCAAGAAUUCUCUUUCUGGCCCACGACACCACCCCGAAGACUGGGCGGUGUUUUCGAGCUCAGAUCAUACACGCUACAUCCUGGUAACCUCUUGGAGUGGGAGACACAUUGGCGAAAGGGUCUAAAAGCCAGACGCGAAGUCAUGGAGGGUGUCGGAGCCUGGUUCGUGCAGAUAGGAGACCUCAACGUGGUUCACCACCUGUGGCAGUUCGCAAAUCUGGAGGAAAGAAGGUUGAGGAGGGAACAAUCCUGGGGUGUGGAAGGCUGGGCCGACACUGUUCAUAAGACUGUGCCGCUGAUCCAAACGAUGAAGAGCAGGAUCAUGGUACCAAUGCCUUGGAGUCCGGUUCAAUGA
Molecule: messenger RNA, 1143 nt
Organism: Lithohypha guttulata
Lineage: Eukaryota; Fungi; Ascomycota; Eurotiomycetes; Chaetothyriales; Trichomeriaceae
Exons: 2
Coding region: 1-1143 (380 amino acids)
Cellular component (GO): mitochondrion
Source: RefSeq, a predicted model, not a curated record